AAUACAGUCGCAGUCGCUUCUCCCAUGCCUGUCCAACUCCACAGUGCACACGUAUCAAGAUAAACAAAUCUCUCCAUCCCAAGCCGGCCAGUGCUCCACCGAUGGAAGACAUAGUCAGGCCAUACGGGCGCCGGGCUUCCGGCAACCGGGAGUUUCAGCGCGCGUACAAAGCGUGUUUAUCCUGCCGGCAGAAAAAGGCCAAAUGCGACGUGGGAAUCGCCGGGCCGCCGUGUGCCAGAUGCCGGAGGGAGCAGAGGCAGUGCGUAUUCAGCGAGAAGAGGUCGUGGGCGAGACGUCCAAGGAACGGGGUGUCUGAGGAUCGGGCCCAGCACAAUCCUCACCUUUCAUCUAGAGACGAGGUAGACGUGCGAUCUUCGUCUGUUCGGAAUGAACUUACCAGCUCACUAAUGAGAAAUGUCGUGUCAAGCGGCAAUGACGCACUCAACCUGCUGUUCGAGGCUGCCGCCCAUACUAAUUCUAAGAACAGUGAUCUAGAUCCGGAUAGACGGUCCAGUCUGCAGUCUAAUUAUGUUUCCCCAGAAGGACAGUAUCAGGCGAACCCAGAGGCUACUGCAAUUGGGACAAAUCCCGCAGCCCCUUCUCCGGUAGAGAUAUCACACAAUGACUCGAAUUCGCUCGCCGUGUGGGAACUGUGCCGUUUUGUGAAAAUGGGAUGGUUUACUGCGAAAGAAGCUGUCACAUUCGUAGACCUAUUCUUCGAACAUUUGUCCCCACUGUCCCCAAUACUGACGGACUUUUACCGCAAACAUGGGAAUCACUACCUUCUUGUCACCCAGGAGCCAUUUCUCUGCUGUAUCAUUUUGAUGAUCUCCUCUCGACAUCACGUUCUUCCCGGUAUAGGAGGGGCCUCGAGAAGCUUUUUCAUUCACCACAGACUAUGGCAGCAUAGCCAGAAUCUGAUCAUACGGCUUAUGCUCGGGCAAGAGCGUUCUUCGAAACUCAACACCCGGACUCUAGGUACAAUAGAAGCACUGCUGCUGAUGUCAGAAUGGCACCCCCGAGCUCUACAUUUCCCGCCUGAAAACGACGGCUGGGACUCGGACAUGACCGUAGAAGUUCCCGGGACAAUACCAAAGUCAAACCAGUCCGAAACAUCAUCUUCUUCAAACCAAUGGCUCCAAGAUGUCAUCGAGCCCGCAAGACGCUCUGAUCGAAUGUCCUGGAUGCUUCUCGGAUCAGCAUUCUCGCUCGCCCAUGAACUAGGCGUCUUCGAGACGGAAGAGCGCGAGCAAACACCCUCUGAUACUGCAAUCCUGGCUUUAGCCAUGCAUAACAAGCUCCGUAAACAACGUGUCCAACAGCUCCUAUACAUCUACAUCAACCAACUAGCCUCUCGAAUAGGAUGCAUGUCCUUGAUGCCCCAAAACCUGAACCGUGUGAUCAGCCACAACAAUAUAAACAACCAUCCAGGCUCCUCAGAUAUCAAGACCGAAUGGACCACUUUUAUGGACUCAUGGAUGGAUCUCACCAAACUCGCCAAAUCAGUCAACGACAUGCUUUUCCCGUCCGCAUCCUUUGCAAAACAGCAACUUCAUAGCGGACGCUAUAUAGCGUUACUCGACCAUUUCCGUCCCCUGCUAACCCAAUGGCGCAACCGCCAUCUCGAUUCGCCUAUUGGCCUGAACACAAACUUCUACAAUAUCCUCCAUAUUGAAUACCACUAUGUCCGAGUCUACACUCACUCAUUCGGCAUGCAAGCCGUCGUUGAGCGCGCUCUCACCGAAACAAACAACUCUACUACCAAUAAUAAUAAUAACUAUAAUAAUACCACCACCAAAUCCCCCAACCCACCCCUCUACACCUCCUCAACCCCACCCAACACCGAAAUAAUCCUCGACCCCAUUGACUACGAAUUCAUUCAAGAAGUCAUCGAUGGCUCCUGCCAAAUUUUGAAAAAAGUAAUCGACCUGGCAGAAACCGACAAACUGCGGUUCUCGCCGGUGCGUAUCUUUCUGCGCGUCACAAGUUCUUCGAUUUUCCUGCUCAAGGCGCUAAGUCUGGGCGUCAGGCACGCCAAACUGCAGGAAUCGCUUGAUGUGCUAGAUAGAAGUAUUCAGGCCCUCCGGUCGAAUAUUUUGGAUGAUGUGCAUUUGGCCUCGCGCUAUGCUAUUUUGUUGGAAGUGCACGUGUCGCGGUUGCGCAGGAAUUUGGUGGCAUCAUCGUCUUCGAUAGCGAAGAUUGGCGCUGGUACGACUGCUGCUGCGGCUGCUACUUCUCUUGGUGGUGGCACCGUUACUGGGACUGCGUCUGGAUUUGCGCCGUUAUCGCUGGCGAGUCAGACGAGUACGCGGCCGGUGUCUAGAAACGAGAAUGUGGGUGAUGAUCUGUUGGCGAAUAUGGGGGCACCACCGCUGGCGAAUGAGCAACAUAGUGGGGUUAUAAACGAUGAUGAGUGGAUGUUUUCUCUCCCGUUCGAUCCUUCCAUGGCGCCAUUCGGACCUGGUGGUGGGCAGUUGUCUGGGUUUGAUGGGGGGACGUUGGACUUUUUAUGGAAUUUACCGGGUUAGGUUUGACAAAAUGGAAGGAAAAGGCUAAAUAUGUACUUUUACUGAAUAUAUACUGA
Talaromyces proteolyticus is the source of this 2584-nucleotide messenger RNA. RefSeq names its product putative C6 transcription factor. Lineage: Eukaryota; Fungi; Ascomycota; Eurotiomycetes; Eurotiales; Trichocomaceae. Gene Ontology annotation, cellular component: nucleus. The transcript has 3 exons. Gene Ontology annotation, molecular function: zinc ion binding; DNA-binding transcription factor activity, RNA polymerase II-specific. The coding region runs from base 102 to 2528 and encodes 808 amino acids. The record is from RefSeq and is a predicted model, not a curated record. Gene Ontology annotation, biological process: aromatic amino acid catabolic process; positive regulation of transcription by RNA polymerase II.